Molecule: messenger RNA, 1783 nt
Organism: Medicago truncatula (barrel medic)
Lineage: Eukaryota; Viridiplantae; Streptophyta; Magnoliopsida; Fabales; Fabaceae
Product: glucose-6-phosphate/phosphate translocator 2, chloroplastic
Exons: 5
Coding region: 294-1472 (392 amino acids)
Biological process (GO): transmembrane transport
Cellular component (GO): membrane
Molecular function (GO): transmembrane transporter activity
Source: RefSeq, a predicted model, not a curated record
UGUCACCACCUUUUCUAGGAAAAACCGUUGUCAUUCUUGUUUUCGUUUUCUCUUUGGACUUUUCUCUUCCAUAUUCCUAUCCUCACCAACUUCAAAGUUUACCAAUCUCGCCGCCAAUUCAACUUUGUUCGCAUAUUCCUUCCUCGCAUUCAUCGUUACAUUACUCUUCCUUUCACAUUCUAUAUUUCUAUACUUAAAAGUUCAAACCAUAAAUAAAUAUCAUCAUAACACACACACACACACACACACCAAAAAACAACGUCUUCAUUAACCAAGCACGUUUAAUCAUCAUCAUGAUAUCACAAGUCAAGUAUACAUCUUCAUUACCCUUUACCAACUUUGGUUCAUCAAACUUUAUUCCAAGGCCUAAACUAUGCACAUUACCCAUUGUUCAGCAUGUUGGAAAGAACACAAAUAACCUCUCUUUGUCUUCUCUAAAACCUCUUUACAUAUCAUCCACUGAAAACUUCAGUUUCUCAACAACCAAACUCACAAGGAGGGAAACUGAGUGUCAUGCCUAUGAAGCAGAUAGGUCACAGCCCUUGGAGAUUAAUAUUGACAUAGCAGGAGAACAAGCAGCUCAAAAACUCAAAAUUGGUUUGUAUUUUGCAACAUGGUGGGCUUUGAAUGUGGUUUUCAAUAUUUACAACAAGAAGGUUUUGAAUGCUUUUCCUUAUCCUUGGCUUACUUCCACUUUGUCCCUUGCUGCUGGUUCUCUCAUCAUGUUAAUCUCAUGGGCCACAAGGGUUGCUGAAGCCCCUAAAGUUAAUUUGGAGUUUUGGAAGGCCUUGUUUCCUGUUGCUGUGGCACAUACAAUUGGGCAUGUUGCGGCUACUGUGAGUAUGUCCAAAGUUGCAGUUUCAUUUACACACAUAAUCAAAAGUGGAGAACCUGCUUUCAGUGUUCUUGUAUCAAAAUUCUUGCUUGGUGAAGCGUUCCCUUUACAAGUUUACCUUUCACUACUACCAAUUAUUGGAGGUUGUGCACUUGCUGCUGUCACAGAACUUAAUUUCAAUAUGAUUGGGUUUAUGGGGGCUAUGAUAUCCAAUGUGGCCUUUGUGUUUAGGAAUAUAUUCUCAAAGAAGGGAAUGAAAGGAAUGUCUGUUAGUGGAAUGAACUACUAUGCUUGUCUCUCCAUAUUAUCUCUAUUGCUUCUCACCCCUUUUGCUAUUGCUGUCGAAGGCCCAACGAUGUGGGCUGCUGGCUGGCAAACAGCAGUGUCCCAGAUUGGUCCCAAUUUUGUCUGGUGGGUAGCCGCACAGAGUGUGUUCUAUCACUUGUACAAUCAAGUCUCUUAUAUGUCUCUGGAUCAGAUUUCUCCAUUAACAUUUAGCAUAGGGAACACGAUGAAGAGAAUCUCGGUUAUUGUCUCUUCGAUCAUUAUCUUCCACACACCAAUUCAGCCAAACAAUGCCCUUGGUGCUGCAAUUGCAAUCCUCGGCACCUUCCUCUAUUCACAGGCCAAACAGUAAUGACUAGUUUAGAAGCUGCUAUAUCUAUAUGCAAGACACAAUUGAUGUUGCUGAGAAAAUUAUACAUUUAAUUCAUUAACGAGUCAGUAGAAAUUCAAGCUGCUUAAUUUGAGGCGAUAGAGUUAUUUCAAUUUGAACUUUUUUUUUUUCCUUUUCAUUUUUAAUGUCUAGAUGAGAUUUUGUUUCUUCCCUGUAAUCGGAAGUUUAAAACGAUGUACUGCAGUAAAUAAGAAUAAUGGUUCAGAAAUGUUGUAAGUUGAGGCUGAAUAUUUCUUUUGACAAUAUUUCAUUGAGGUUGUUCGUUACCAAUA